Hevea brasiliensis (rubber tree) is the source of this 1743-nucleotide messenger RNA. RefSeq names its product zinc finger CCCH domain-containing protein 39. The transcript is spliced from 3 exons. The record is from RefSeq and is a predicted model, not a curated record. The coding region runs from base 399 to 1433 and encodes 344 amino acids. Gene Ontology annotation, molecular function: mRNA binding; metal ion binding. NCBI's taxonomy places the organism in Eukaryota, Viridiplantae, Streptophyta, Magnoliopsida, Malpighiales, Euphorbiaceae.
GAGUGCGGGACUUUGGCGUAACAAUAGGAUUUGAUUUGGAGGUUUAGCCUUGUAGGGCCUUAGGCGGUCGACGACUUCUCCGUCUGAACUUUGGAUUUCCUUACUUUUUAGGGUUUAAUAAAAAGCAUAAAUUGUUGCCCUCUUCAAUUUGGCGGCUAGGGUUUUAUUUCCGUUUUCCAGUUGUUAUAGGUUUUCCAUUUGGACAUAAAUAUAUAUUUGUGCAAAGUUUUAAGCUUUGAUCACUUUCUUAUUGGUUCAAGUAGAGGGUAUUUUUUGUUCUCUUGAUCUUCCCAAAUUAAUCUUGUUUUAGGCCAAAACUCUCAUCUGGGUAUUCUUCAAUUACUCCAAAUCCUUUAUCAUUACUUCUUUCCUUUCUUGAAAUAUACCAACACAUCAUCAUGAGUUAUCCCGACUCUCGACCUCCUUAUAUGUCAACACAGCUUCCAUAUCAACCAGGCAAUGAUGCCAUUGGUGUCUGGCCUCAAUUCCCUACAAACAGCAACGAGCAAUUUGACUUGCAUUCACAGUUUGAACAGCACCAAUCCCCUUACAAAAGAACAAGAAUCUCUGAGGAUAGCAGCAGCCAAUCCGUGAAUUUUAGGAUGCCCCUGCCAAACAACCCCCCUGUCAAUAAAGGAACAACAAGCAUCUUCUUUAAGACCAGAAUGUGUGCAAAAUUUAGGACUGGUAAUUGUAGGAAUGGUGAGAAUUGCAACUUUGCUCAUGGUAUGCAAGAUUUGAGGCAGCCCCCACCCAAUUGGCAAGAACUUGUAGGUGUAGGUGUACGUGGUGAAGAGGAUAGAUCAGCAGGGAACUGGGAUGAUGAUCAAAGGAUAAUUCACAAGAUGAAGCUAUGCAAGAAGUUUUAUAAUGGAGAGGAGUGCCCUUAUGGGGAAAGUUGUAAUUUUCUUCACGAGGAUCCAUCAAAGUUUAGGGAUGAUGCAAGGAGGUCUAGGGAGAGUUCUGCAAUAAGUAUUGGGACUACUGGGCAGCCAGUGAUACACGGAAUUGGUAGGUUGAAUACAACUGAAGUCAAUAAGCCUAUCAAUAACGCUGGUUCAGAUGCUACUCGUGCGAAUAUGAAGCCUGUGUAUUGGAAGACAAAGUUGUGCACUAAGUGGGAGACUACAGGUCAAUGCCCCUUCGGCGAGAAAUGUCACUUUGCUCAUGGACAAGCUGAGUUGCAAGUUCCUGGUGGACGCGUCGAAGGGGAAGCAGGGAAUGCUGGCUCCAUUUUGACCAAACCACCACCUAUUAUUGGUAAUCAUGUAUCUCCAAUUAUGACUGCAAGUGUGCCUAAUUUUAUUGAAGAAGGGCAGAGUAAGAAAUGCUUGUUGAAGUGGAAAAGAGCCAAGAAAAUAAAUCUCAUCUACGGUGACUGGCUUGAUGAUCUCCCAAUAGUGCAUAAUUUGACAAACCAAGUGAAGAGUUGAGCUCAAAUUUGAAAUUGUUGCCUUGUAAUUAUUGACAUCUGCUUCUAAAUCUAAAAAAUUUUGGUCUCUAGGAUGUUUUUAAGUCGUUGUGAGGGCAGGGGGAUGAAGAAAUGUGUUAUCGGCCCUCUUUUUUCAAAGACACUGCUUUGAUUCAUAGGUCUUUAACCUAGGUUCUUCCCUACCCCCCACCCUUAUUUCCAUUGUUUCUAUUCUAUUCAUGGAGGAAAUUGGAGAUGUAUGUAUGCACUAGUUAUUGUUUCUUAAUGAGAACGAAAUUAAUAAAGUCUUCUAGCAGCAAAUGUUAAUGAAA